Molecule: messenger RNA, 1431 nt
Organism: Clonostachys solani
Lineage: Eukaryota; Fungi; Ascomycota; Sordariomycetes; Hypocreales; Bionectriaceae
Source: the annotation of a GenBank genome assembly
AUGAAUCAGCCCUGGUUCUCACGCACGUGGGUCAUUCAGGAAGUGGCUGCCAGUGCACAAUCGAUCAUCAUGUUCGGCAACUCAACCAUAGAAUUCAAGCUACUGCGGGACAGGCUCAACCUCAGCACCGGGACGGCCAGCAUGCACGACGAUCCAUUCAUCACCUCGCUAGGCCAGAUUCGCCAGACCAAGCUCAUCGCUCGAAAUUUCAAGCCGGCGCACAUGGCCAAUGGCCGGCGGUUCUGGCUGGAGAGGCAGUUUGGGAACCGGCCAGAGAAGCAGGAGCAGUUUAAGAAGAUCCAGGAAUACUUUGAUGCCAACUUCAAGCCCUUUCCGUACCCUUUACUUGACCUACUAGAGAGUUUCCGCAAUCGGGAAUCGACCGACCCGCGUGACAAGAUAUAUGCCCUGCUAGGACUGGCAACGGAUAUUACUUAUACGCAUGAUGGGGAGGCAGCAGAGAUCAAGGGUCAACAGAAUGCUGACCCUCCUCAGCCCGACUACUUAAAGAGCGUCUCCGAUGUCUAUUACGAGUACGCCUGCUUCUUCAUUGAAAGCGGGCAAUGGUGUGAUGUACUACAUUCAGCGGCCUUGAACCGUCUUGGGAACACCAGGCUUGCGGACCUUCCAUCCUGGGUUCCCGAUUGGACAUCAUCCAGGUCUGGUGGGUUGGACGGGGAGGCUCAGGCAUAUGUCGAUAGAGACACAAAGGCUCUGUCCAUAAAUGCCGCCAUUAUAGACUCUGUGGCGUACAUUUCAGAGCCUUGGACCCUUGGCGAGCCUCGUGACAACCUCAUCAUGCAAACUCUCGACGCCUUUAUUGCCAAUACAGCAUACUGUCAACAAGGCCAAAAUGGGGGGUCUGCACCGUUCACAAUCCGAGACGCUAUCCUUCACAAUGCCAUCAAUAUUGUCACAGAGUACGAAGACUGCAUAAAGGACGUCUCCUUGUGGCUACAAUGCAUCGCCGUCGCCAUGAUCUACAAGUACACUCGCUUUUCGCUCGACAUUGCUGAUGAAUCCCGAUCUCAAUAUUUUGAGCUAUCAAAUCAUUGUUGGCAGAUGUUCAGGGAAGGCCAGACUGACAAGUUGAGGGAUCCGAUUGAGCAAGCCUUCCAGAAUCUAUUCCAUCCCGGGCCGCCAUUUCGAGACUGCCCAGGCGUAGAACUCCUGCCAGACCGGGAGUACGUGCACGAGGUCAUCGCGCACCGGAGAUUCUGCAUCACAGAGAAUGGUCGCAUUGGGCUUGUUCCUCUGCAUGCCGAGGUCGCGGAUAUCAUAUGCAUCGUCAGAGGCGGCACAACGCCAUAUGUCAUUCGUCCUGACGAGGAGGACUGGUGUUAUAUAGGGGACUCUUAUGUCAGAGGCGUUAUGCGAGGCGAGAUGCUUCAAUCAGAAGAGUUUGAACCGAUGAGGCUUUUUCUGAAAUAA